Messenger RNA from Cercocebus atys (sooty mangabey), 1278 nucleotides. RefSeq lists its product as uncharacterized. The record is from RefSeq and is a predicted model, not a curated record. NCBI's taxonomy places the organism in Eukaryota, Metazoa, Chordata, Mammalia, Primates, Cercopithecidae.
GGGCCCCCCAGCCUGCGAUGAGCACUCGCAGGUCGAGCGGGCGUCGUCCACCCUUCGGAGCCCCGCUUUCAUGCGCGAAAUCCCCAGAAGUCGCCUGCGACCGCCUCCCUGCUUCAAACACCAGAGAGGGCCCGGGGUCCUGGCCGGAGACAGGCCGAACCUCCGGAGCUCCUUCUGCACCCGGUACAUGGACCGAACUGAUGGGCUGCGCGCCCGGAAGAGCUGGGGAGAUGAGGCCAGCGUCCAGCUUCUCCCCCAAACCCAGCACGCCGAGCUUUGUCCCCGGGGAGCGUGAAGUCACCAGCUCCGGGAGGCGACAAUAUGAGGGCGAUGGACGGGGCAGGGACCCCCGGAAGCCCCAGCAGUUCUCGGGGAAGUGGGGGUGCCAGAGGAGUCGGGGACACUCUCGGGCCUCUCCAAGCCGGGAGCAUCCCCAGCGCCCGCAGCCCUGUGAGACGCCGGGUGUUCUGGUUAUGGGCCCUGCCGCCAGGCCUCGGCGCUUUGUCCCCGGCCCGCCCGGGGAUGCUACCGCGCUAGAGUUGUACACCAAGGUUUGCCUUCCCAGGAAGCGCUGCGGCCGCCUGGCGCAGAGCCCCAGGCAGCAGGCGCCGCGUGUGCGGGCGGGAAGUUCCCACAGUUGCAAAGAGGGAGCGAAGUAUAUGUUCCAAACUUUCCACGGUUCCAAACUGAGCGCUUCCAUUAAGAGAAGCGGUGUGCGGGGGAAAAGCAUUCUGGGUAUUAGCAUGCAAAUGAACGGGCCCGGCUUCCAACUCCGCUCGGGAUUCCCACCGCUACGCGCCGAGCUCGCGCCCAGCCACGCGCGCCCUGAGGCUUCCGGGCGUUGCCCUGGCGUUUGAUCCGAGUUCAAAAUCGAGACAUCUACCUUCUGGUUUUGUGUCCCGGUGCUUAGUCACUUGGCCUCCCUGAGAUUCAGUUAAACUGACUGUUCCUUAACCUAUACACGGGGACAGCAGCACCUGUCUUGCACACCUCCGCUCUAGGGCAUAGUAUAUGCCAAACUCUGUUGGAGAGAAUGAAUGAGCCUUAGAGGCUUGAAGAAAGUUCCCUGGACAUGAAGCCAGGAGUUCUGUGUCCUAAGCCCAGACUCACUGUCACCUUGGGCUAGUGACUCCUUCUCUGAGCCACAGCUUUCUUGGGCGGAUUUUGGGAACUGGCACGUUUUAUUUUUGAGGGAGCUGCUGGGAAAGGGUCCGGGCGCGGCAGCUCACGCCUGUAAUCCCAGCACUUGGGGAGGCUGAGGUGGGCGGAGCACCUGAG